This is a messenger RNA of Oryzias latipes (Japanese medaka), 4503 nucleotides long. RefSeq names its product muscle, skeletal, receptor tyrosine kinase (gene musk). NCBI's taxonomy places the organism in Eukaryota, Metazoa, Chordata, Actinopteri, Beloniformes, Adrianichthyidae. Gene Ontology annotation, cellular component: signaling receptor complex; plasma membrane. Gene Ontology annotation, biological process: positive regulation of kinase activity; protein phosphorylation; cell surface receptor protein tyrosine kinase signaling pathway. The record is from RefSeq and is a predicted model, not a curated record. Gene Ontology annotation, molecular function: ATP binding; Wnt-protein binding; transmembrane receptor protein tyrosine kinase activity.
AAAAAUGGGCCCUUAAAAGAGGUCAAAGUAACACAAUUAACUCAAGCUUUUAAAUGUAACAGAGGACAACUGAACAGACAAACCAACUUAAUAAACUGACCUAUCUAAUUGAAAACACAAGGGAACAUAUAUAAUGGCUGAUCAAACCAACUAGACACACAAGGGGGAACUUAAAAAGACCAAGACAAAAUACAGAAAACAAACUAAACUAAUGUCCAACAUGUGAUAAAUUAACAUACACAAUGAAUGAAACUAAGGACCAUCAAAAUGGAAACUAAAGUAAAGAAACACAAAAAGAAUUCCUUGUCCACUGGGUGAUGGUUCAGUCCAAUUAGCUGCCUGCUGAAUAUAAGGCCUCUGCUGACUGGCAUGAAUUGUUGUGUCAGGCCUGGCUUGAUGGUUCCAGCAGCAGAUGGCAGCAGCAGCAACAAUGGUUCCCUCAGCACUGGUAACUCAAAACAUAAAAAAUUAAUGAAGCAAAUUAUAAUAAAGUAAACUGAAACAUGUUAUUGAAUUGUAUGUUCAAAAUGUGUUUGUGUUAUGUUUGAAAAGGAAAACUAAAAGGACAUGCAAACAAAUAAAGUGAACAGAUAGAUGUAGGGUGUGGUGCAGGAGGUUACUGCCCUGAUAGGGUGGCAGCGUAGGCAGCCAUCACAGUAUUGUUGUUAUAAUUACUAUUAUUAUUUAUAAGUUUGUAUCAUAUUGAUUUUAUGGUAACAUGUUUCAAACAAAUUCAAUUUAAAAAAGACACAUCUAGGUGUUAAAAAAUAAAGACUGCUUUUGUGUGAAACUUUAAUUAAAUUAACGGCAGUUAAACAUGAAACAGACAAAAAAAACUAGAAGGCAGCUUUUGGAAAAACCACAUUAUUCCACAGUAUUUCCAGUGGCAAACACAAUAUAAAAAAAAGAAAGGAUUUGGGGCUAACUUUACAUGUGAGUGAAAAGUCAGGUCUAUCUUAAAACAGAACCUGACCACAGGCUCCAGGGCUGCCUGUUGCACACAAUUGAGAUCUUCUGAAGCAGAAAGGAUAAGGAUAAAUGAAAUGAAAUACCAUUCCUUUCCUAAAAUAACACAGGACAGGCUGUGAGGCGACAGGUGGACACAAAGUCUGCCUCCUGGAUUGUGUACAUUGCUGUUGCGGCUUGUGUUCAAAAAGAUAAACUACAUGAAGUUUUUGUUUUCAAAAUUGGCCAAUUAUGCACCAUCUAUGGUAAAAACAAACCAAAAGAUUGUGUUUUUGUACUUUUACUUAGUAUUUAAGUUAUAACUUAUGUGACCAAAAAGAACUACAAUUUUUUAUGAAGAAGCAAUGAGUAGUCAGUGCUGCUGAGUGUUCAGCAAAGUUCCUUGGCACCACAGUCUUUAGAUCUUACAGCGCAGCUGCAAGACCAGAGUCACUGGAUGUGAAGACGACACGCAGCUGCCACUGUCAAUCACAGCGCUAACAUACACGCAGAGCAACCGAGCUGCUAAGACAAAAAGAGCUCAUGGCUGUUUGUGCCUACAAAACACAGACGCACACAGUGAGGAACUCAAUCAGGAUGGAAAUUUAAUAAUGAUAGGAACCAAUAUGAAGACGCCAGAACAAAUACUUGUCCAUCUGCUGAUAUGGAUCCCCUUGUGUCACAGCAUACAAACAGCUCCUCGCAUCAUCACCUUAUUAGAGACUGUAGAUGUGCUACUGGAUCACAAUGCAACCUUCAUCUGUGAGGUGGAGUCACGUCCGCCUGCUAUCAUCACCUGGACCAAGAAUAACCAUCCAAUCAAGUACUAUGACACUCGCUACCUUACCAGAGAGAAGGGACAGAUGCUUGUGAUUCCCCAUGUGAGAGAGUCGGACAACGGAGAGUACUGCUGCCUCGCCAGCAAUGGCAUUGGAGAGCCUGCAAAGAGCUGUGGAGCACUACAGCUAAAGAUGAAGCCACAGAUCAAACAACAACCCAGAAAUCUAACCCUGGUAAUUACAUCUAAAGCAGUGCUUCCCUGCUUCACCCUUGGCAACCCCAAACCUGAAAUCACCUGGCUGAAAGACAACAAUCCUGUGAAGUUCAGUGAGGGUAUCACAAUUCUUGACAGUGGAGCAUUAAAGAUCCACAACAUCCAGAAAGAGGAUGCAGGACAGUAUCGCUGUGUGGCAAAAAACAGCUUUGGGUUAGCUUUAUCAAAGACUGUCACCAUUGAGGUACAAGCUCCAGCACGAAUCUUGCGUGCUCCGAAGGAAAAGAGAGCUCCGUCCGGCAGCCAGAUAACUCUGGAGUGCAAUGCUACAGGAAUUCCAAUACCCACGAUCACCUGGCUGGAAAAUGGGAAUGCUAUCUCAGGUGCAUCGGUGGAAGAAACCAUAGUGGGUGAUGUCAUUCUGUCUGUUCUGAAAGUGACAGUGGUGAAGCAUGCUCUCUACACCUGUAUGGCUUCAAACAGACACAGUGGUGGAGCCAACACGGUCAAAGCAACUGCAGGAGUCACAGUUGCAGAGUGGAGGCUUUUUAAAAGCAGCUCUGGCUACUGCAGUGCAUACCGUGGAGAGGUUUGCCAAACUGUUCUGCAAGACAAUUUUCUGGUUUUCUUCAACGCCUCCCUUUCGGAUCCCGAGGACAUGCAGGAGUAUCUUGUACAGAGCUGGUGGACAGAGCUGGAAGGACUCAGUACGCUGUGCAGCCCUGCCCUGCUCUCACUGCUGUGCCACUCCUCCUUCCCCAACUGCAAUCCAUCAGGGUUGGGGCCUGCUCCUAAACCAGUAUGCAGAGAACACUGUCUGGCAGUAAAGGAGUUGUACUGCUAUAAGGAGUGGUUGCUACUUGAAGGCAGCCGGUCAGUUCAGCCAGAGCUCUUUGACUCUGUCUUGGGAUCACAUUAUCUGCCCAAAUGUCAAGCUUUACCAAGUCUGCACGCAGACCCAGAUGCCUGCACACAUGUUCCUUUUUUAGAUCUCAGCAAAGAUGAAAUUACAACAACCUGUUACAAUGACAAAGGACGCCUUUAUCAAGGCAACAUAAAUGUCACAAGGUCGGGGAUACCAUGCCAGCCCUGGAACCAACAGGUCCCCCACCAGCAUCGUCUGUCUGUAGACAUUAUUCCAGAGCUGAAGAACUCUCACAACCACUGUAGGAACCCUGGUGGAAUCAGUGACAGGCCUUGGUGUUACACCUCCAACCCUAACAUACGCUUGGAAUACUGUGUUGUGCCACAGUGUGGGAAAACAACCAUACCACCAGUUAUAAAGCCCGAGUCAACAAGGCAGAACCCUCACCUUCCUCCCACAACCUCUGUGUCUUCUCCUGCUUACUCCAUGUCUGUCAUCGUGAUUGUCUUGACCUCGUUUGCUAUCACAGUCGCCCUCUCUAUUGUCAUCCUCAGCUGCUACAGGCGGAGGAAACAGUGGGCAAACCGAAAAAGAGAGAUGAAGAUGCCAACGUUAAGCGCUCUGCCAUCUGAGCUGCUGCUGGAUCGCCUCCAUCCCAACCCCAUGUACCAGCGCGUUCCCCUGCUGCUGAACUCCAAGCUACUGGGGCUGGAGUAUCCACGAAACAACAUCCAGUAUGUCAGAGACAUUGGAGAAGGAGCCUUUGGAAGGGUUUUUCAGGCCAGAGCACCAGGCCUCCUACAAAACAAGCCUUUCACAAUGGUGGCUGUGAAGAUGCUAAAGGAGGAAGCAUCACCUGAUAUGCAGAAUGACUUCCAGAGAGAGGCAGCCCUCAUGGCUGAAUUUGACCAUCCCAACAUUGUUAAACUUCUGGGUGUGUGUGCUGUGGGGAAGCCCAUGUGUCUGUUGUUUGAGUACAUGGCUAAUGGCGAUCUCAACGAGUUCCUUCGUCGCCACUCUCCAACCCAGUCAAUGCACACUCUCAGCUGUCCCAGCAUUUCCAACCGCAGUUUCUCCUCUGAUAUGGAGGCAGGAUCUCUUUCCUGUGUACAGCAGUUAUCAAUUUCUAAGCAAAUUGCUGCAGGAAUGGCCUACCUUUCAGAACGCAAGUUUGUCCACCGUGACCUGGCAACUCGUAAUUGUCUGGUUGGGGAGGAAAUGGUGGUAAAGAUUGCAGACUUUGGACUUUCGAGAAACAUCUACUCUGCUGAUUACUACAAAGCCAAUGAGAAUGAUGCCAUUCCUAUUCGCUGGAUGCCCCCAGAAUCCAUUUUCUACAAUCGCUAUACAAUUGAGUCGGAUGUUUGGGCGUAUGGGGUGGUGCUAUGGGAGAUUUUCUCGCAUGGGAUGCAGCCAUAUUAUGGAAUGGGUCACGAGGAAGUCAUUUACUAUGUGAGGGAUGGACAGAUUCUUGCUUGUCCAGAGAACUGUCCUCUAGAGCUGUACAAUUUGAUGCGGCUCUGCUGGAGCACUCAACCCUCGGACAGACCAAGCUUUAGUAGCAUCCAUCGAAUUCUGGAGCGCAUGCAUCAGAACAAACUGAAUACAAAUACAGACACCGAAUCUGAAAGCAACACUUUUACAGAAAUGUGUGUUCCUGUGCAAUAGAUCAUGAAAGUAAACUGUUGCCUUAAAACUA